Molecule: messenger RNA, 1110 nt
Organism: Penicillium paradoxum
Lineage: Eukaryota; Fungi; Ascomycota; Eurotiomycetes; Eurotiales; Aspergillaceae
Exons: 2
Coding region: 1-1110 (369 amino acids)
Biological process (GO): tRNA wobble position uridine thiolation
Cellular component (GO): cytosol
Molecular function (GO): tRNA binding; sulfurtransferase activity
Source: RefSeq, a predicted model, not a curated record
AUGCCCGCAAAGGAACUCAAUAAGCCAUGCAUGGAGUGCAAGGAUGCAGAAUCCGAACUCACUGUCCGCCAGAGGCAGCUUUGCAGUUCCUGUUUUAAACGUUUUAUCGCACACAAGGUCCAAUCGCGCCUGAGUGUCUACAGAGCCUUCGGCUUGAACGGCCCCCGAAACCAGUUGCUUCUCCCUCUAUCUUUCGGUGUUUCCUCCUCGGUUUUGCUACAUAUAUUGUAUGCCGAUCGCCAGUAUCGCCUGAAUGAUGGACGCCCCCUGGGCUAUGAUUUCCAUAUUCUCGUCAUUGAGCCGUCAACUGUCACGGCCACAGGAGCGCCAUUUGAUCAAAACUACGAAGUCCUUCAGAAGAACUUCUCAAUGCCCACUCUCACCCGGAUACCCUUCCACGCCAUCUUCGAGUAUGUCCCAGAGAUGGAAGAUAUCAUGAAAGAAUAUGCGGGACCACAGUUCACAGACGACAGCUCGCGGUCGAAUGAAGAACGCUUGGCUGCGUUCCGUGCAUCUAUUUCCACCGCUACCUCCAAGACUGAUGUCGACACCAUUUUGAUGACCAGACUAGUCGUUGAAUUUGCGAAAAAGACCGGAUGUGAAUCUGUUAUGUGGGGUGAUUCAGACAGCCGUCUCGCUGCGAAGGCACUGGCAGGUGUUGCCAAAGGACGUGGGGCUUCCCUGACUUGGCAGGUAUCCGACGGCAUGACUCCUUGGGGCGUCAGAUUCGAGUACCCGCUCCGUGAUCUGUAUAAGGCUGAGUUGCUCCAGUAUGAAAGUGUCUGUUCGGAGCUCUCUGAUCUCGUCAUACCGGAUCAACCGCCCUCGGAGAAUAUCCUUACCAAGAAUCUCUCAAUUGACGAGCUGAUGCUGCGGUAUGUUCAGAACCAAGGCGCAAAGUACCCGGGUGUCAUGGCGAACGUUGCUCGAACUGCAAACAAACUCAACCCCUCUGUUUCUGACAGUGCACCAACAUGUGCUCUUUGCGCUGGUCUACUGGGAAAUGUCAAGGGCAACUCAGGUGUCACUGUUGCGAAUCAGGCAGAGGAUAACCACAGCUCUCAGUUUUGCUACGGAUGCAUGCGCUCUCGGCCUGGCGAUAUUUGCUGA